AUGCCUGCGUCAUCGCACAUCGACUCUCCCAUUCACCCAACAUUUCCUUGCAGAACCUCCGCUGCAUCUGUACAAUCUCCACUUACUCGCAUCAUAGAGGUACCCCACAGGCAAUUUGCUAUGCUUGACAGCCCCACCAUCAUACAACCCAGGCCAACGCAAUCCGACGACUACAUGACCUUUCUCGACAGUGAUUCAGACUCCUGCACAAACUCACCAUCAUCAUCGCCAAACAUCUCACCCAUAAUGUCACAGGAACAGUUCCCAUACUUUCUUAGCCUGGAUAACUUAGGAUUUGAGGAUGAUUGGACUCAAGGCUGGGACAAUCAAGAAGCAAGGGCCGUUGGUAUCACUAGUGAGCAGCCGAGGCUGCGCGAGGUAGGAGAGCUACCUGUCAUCCGUGAAGGAGACUUCAACUACAUUCCUGCCUCAGCUGGCGUCCGGACUCAGUGGAGAGACAAUGCGUCUGACAGGAGUUUGAGCUUGGCGAGAGAUCGGAUGGCAAAACGCGCUGACGAUGCGAAGUAUGGCUAUAAGAUGGCAUGGCUGAAAGUGUUGCUGAAGAAGCUUGGGCUGGGCGGCAGACGAGGACGCUGA
This is a messenger RNA of Parastagonospora nodorum SN15, 597 nucleotides long. RefSeq lists its product as hypothetical. The coding region runs from base 1 to 597 and encodes 198 amino acids. The transcript has a single exon. The record is from RefSeq and is a predicted model, not a curated record. Lineage: Eukaryota; Fungi; Ascomycota; Dothideomycetes; Pleosporales; Phaeosphaeriaceae.